Messenger RNA from Helianthus annuus (common sunflower), 920 nucleotides. RefSeq lists its product as uncharacterized. Gene Ontology annotation, biological process: defense response to other organism. Bases 66 to 845 code for a protein of 259 amino acids. Lineage: Eukaryota; Viridiplantae; Streptophyta; Magnoliopsida; Asterales; Asteraceae. The transcript has a single exon. The record is from RefSeq and is a predicted model, not a curated record.
AAGGAAAAACUAUCAACAUUAACAUGUGUAGCGAAGGAUCACAAAAGCUGUGAUAUGUAUCAUGUAUGUAUAAUUUCACUUUCACAUGGCACUUUGCUUUUCUUGUUUCCAAAAACUGUCGGCCACAUAUAUUAAACUUCCAAGGUUCACGCAUUGAAGUACAUUCAACUUCCAACUUCCAACUUCCAUUCUUGAAAGAAGAAAUGGCUCACCAAUGUCUUGAAAGCCUAAAGAUCAUGAUAUAUAUCACCGGAUUUUCGGUGUUACUUAUUGUUUUCAUACAAAGUCUACACCGGAAAGUUCCCCUAGUCACUAUAGAUCAACUAUACAUUCCCACACUCAACAAAACUACCACCGGUGCCGCCGCAAUCAAGAACCACACCAUCUACUUUGAUCUAAAGCUUUACAACAAGAAUCCAGUGGGAAUAUACUAUCGCCCGAUGAAUAUUACUUUCUCAUACUUCCCAAACAAAACUACAACAAGUAGUGUCCCUUUAUGCGUGUAUACCUUACCAGGGUUUCACCAGGCGCAUCACAAAGAAAUACAUGUUCGUGACAAGGUGGUAACUGGUGGAAUAAUGGUGCUUCCUGGUGGUGGUAGGGUGGUGAUGAGGGUGGAUUUGGUAGGUAGAGUUAAGUUCAAGUCUAUUGCACAAUGGAAGAGGACGGUGAUGGUGGGCGUUGAUGUGGAGGUCGAUGAGUACACCGGGCAAAAAGUUAUGAAGAGAGGCAUUCACUUGGUGCGGUCCGGUGCAGCUCCGGUGGCAACGGUGGUGUUGGGGAUCUGUCCACCGGUGGCAAUGUUGCUUAUAUUUGUUAGUCUUUUUAAUUUAAGGUUCCUUUGAGAUGUGGUUAUGUUAAUUCUUUUUGUUACAUAUAGCAAAACAUUAAUGGCCAUAAAAUGGUGCCUUUGUUUUUUU